Molecule: messenger RNA, 2983 nt
Organism: Hypanus sabinus (Atlantic stingray)
Lineage: Eukaryota; Metazoa; Chordata; Chondrichthyes; Myliobatiformes; Dasyatidae
Product: calcium homeostasis modulator protein 6-like
Exons: 2
Coding region: 23-721 (232 amino acids)
Source: RefSeq, a predicted model, not a curated record
AAUUUCGCUCAUUAACCCUGCCAUGCCAUCGCCUAAUCGCUUGUCGAAGCUGGUAAAAAUUUUUUUCGAUAAGAAAUGCCUGUAUCCGGUGGGACUAGGUACAAUUAUAACCGGAUUCCUGUACGGAAUGGAAUACCUGAUGGAGAAAGAGAAUCCGUGUCCCUGUGAUCCGCAACUGAAUGUUCGCUACGCGUGUAUUUCUUUCCUUAUUCCAGCAUCCGCGAUGUUCCUGCUCAGUCUCCUGGUGUCAUCCGAUGCGGGGAAAAUUAUUACGUGCCGGGUCAGCUUCCCUUCCGCAGUUACUUGUAGAUGGAAAUGUUGCGAGAAAUGCUGCAGCCCAGACUGCAGCAAUUUCCAUAAGGUUCACUUUUACCUGUUCACAAUUCUGAAGGUAUUUGUCCCAUCGAUCCUGUGGGCUGCGAUUCUCUUUCAGGACGGGGAUUACUACGCCUGCGCGUAUUUGAACGAGACAUUCAAAGGUGAAGAUUGCAGAGAGUCCUGCGCUUCCAAGAUACUCCCGUAUGAGUGGCGCGAGCUUUGUGUUCACUCACAGAUGAUCGGAGGCGUUUUACUGGUGUUAACCUUGUUGGUGCUAGUAGUUCUCCACUUUCUUCCUGGAUGUUUAUUUUCUGAGGAGACACAAAAAGAGAAUGCAGGAAGCAGUGAAUUGGAAGACUUGAACAGUCAACGACAGCAACCGCAAUGUACUGACACAGAAUAGGAGCUGAAUCAACCCCAGCCAGAGUGAAAUACUUUGCAAAUUUAUUUAAGUGGGCUUUAAAUAUGUUACGAGACUUCGAUGGCCUUUUUGCCCCAACCUUCGCCCGAACUUCAAACUUAUCCGCCCUCAGCCAGUGUUCCUGCUGGCGUAGAGUUCCACAUUCAUUCAUCACAGAUGACAGUGCAUGUUAGACCAUAAGGCAUAAAAAAAGACCUUCCAUCAUCGUUGAUUUAUUAUCCCUCUCAACCCCAUUAGCCCAUUUUCUCACCGUAACCUUUAAGUCCGUCAAUAAUAAAGUGCCUAUCGAACUCAGCUUUAACUAUACUUAAUGACUUGGCCUCCACAGUCGUCCGUGGCGAUGAAUUCACAUAUUCACCAAACUCUGGUGGAGAAUUCCUCCUCAUCUCUGUUCUACAUGGAUGUUCCUCUGUUCUGAGGAUGUACCCUCUGGUCCUUGACUCUACCACAUGGAAACGUCCUCUCCACAUCCACUCUUUCUCGUCCUUUCGCUGUUCGACAGCUUUCAAUAAGCUCCUCCUCAUUCUUCGGAACAGCUGCAAGUACAGGCCCAGAGCCAUCAAAAGCUCCUCAGACGUUUACCCUACCAUUCCCAGAAUUAUUUUCGUCAACCUUCUCUGAACCCUUCCAAAUCCAGCACAAGGAACCAAAGCUGAUCAUAAUACUCCAAGUGCGGUCUGACCAACGCUUUAUAAAGCCUCAACGUCAAAUCCUUCCUCUUAUAUUCUAAUCCUCUCAAAAUGAGUGCCAUCUUUAGAUCUCCCUUUCUUACGACAGGUUAGCCUUUAGGGACUCGCGAACGAGGACUCCCAAGCCCUUUGCACCUCUGAUAUUUGAAUUUCCUCCCCGUUUAGAAAAUUGGCUAUGCCUUUAUUUCUUCUACCAAAGUGUAUGACCAUACACUUUUCUAAACUAUAUUCCAUCUGUCACUUCUUCACUCAUUACCCCAAUCUGUCGAAGUCCUUCUGACGACUAAUCAUUGUACAGUUUACAAACCUGGCCACAAAGUUGUCAAUACCUUCAUCCAAAUCGAAAGUGACUCCAAUACUGACACUGUGUACCACCACAAGUCACCGGCAGCAAAUCAGAAAAGGACCCCUUUAUUCCCACUCUUUGCCUCCUGCCAGUUAGCCAAUCUAUCGAUGUCAUGCGCUAUUUUCUUGUUAACGGCUUCACGUCCGGCACCUUGCUAAAGGCCUUCUGAAAAUCCAUGUGAGCAACAUCCAAUGAUUCUUCGUUCUCCAUUCUUUCUGUUAUUUCCUCCAUUGCAGUAGCUUAUCCAUUUCAAGGUUGGAAAUGUUUUGCGUUCCGAGAUUCUGUUUUGCACACUGCUGUCGUAACUCAUGGUUAUGUCGCCUUUCUUUCUGUUUGGGCCAAUCUGGCCAUUCUCCCCUGACCUUGUCAUUAGCAAAGCGUUUUCGCCCACAGAUCAGGAUGUUGCAGGAUAGAAUGGCUCUUCAUAUGAAGCCCGUUUCAUGGCGCUGGCUGAUAUUCACAGGUCUGGGACCCAAUUUUCUGCCAUCUCCUAUUCUCCCUUCCUGCUCUGACCAAUCAAAAAUCUAUUAAAUAGCCAUAAUGCCUUGACCUCCACAGCAACCUGUGGCAAAGAAUUUCACGGAUUUACCACGCUCUGGCUGAAAACAUUCCCACCACUGGCAACGGCCUUUCCACUUCCACUCUAUCAAGGCCUUCUGCCAUUCGAUAGAUUUCAGAAAUAUCACCCCUCCUUCUUCUGAAUUCAAGUGAAUAUCCUAAAUAGUCCAUGAUGCUAUACACGUUUGAUUGCAAUUUGACUAGUCUCACCCCGUUCAAACUCUCUCAUAAAGCUUACCUUCCUUCGGGCGCUUUUAAUAACAUCAUUAUCAUAAUAAAAUAACGUAAUUUUCUGUUUUUAGUUGAAGUGGAGAAGUCACCCAGUUUGUGUCUAGUCACGUCCUUAUCCUUAUUCGUUUUCACACAUCUGCAUCAUAAUUCUUUUAUUGCUUUACGUAAUCAUGUAAAUUGGCAACUUGUUUAGUCACUCACAUAAACUGAGGAACAGUAACGAAGUUUCUUGCAUUUCCAUCAUACAAAUCAAUUGACUACAACAGUUCAUUGAGGCAGUGCAUUUAAAAUAACAGAGCGCAUAAUAAAGCCGUAUAGUGCAGAGAAAGGGCAUAUUCGGUCAACAAUGAGAUGCAAAGUCAUAAUGACGUAGACUGUCAAUUGCCCUUGUUCAUAUUUCUUUGCAUUGUAUCAUUUGCU